Mesorhabditis spiculigera is the source of this 3105-nucleotide messenger RNA. NCBI's taxonomy places the organism in Eukaryota, Metazoa, Nematoda, Chromadorea, Rhabditida, Rhabditidae. The record is from the annotation of a GenBank genome assembly.
AUGCGGCUCCUCCUGGGCCUUCUCUGCCUGGGCUCAUCGGCUUUAGGCCUCAAGAAUGUUUUUGUCUCGUCACCUUUUGACAAUUUCCGGAUAGAGUGUCCAAAGAAAUCAGGAGCGAACGGCCUCGGGGUGCGGAUGGUCGAAUCAGUAGGAGCCAAAAGACAAGACGUCGUUUUUGAGAUGUCGUGCGACGAGCUGUAUCCCUGGAAGAACAUCCCCCAAGGUAUCGUCGAUAUGGAACGAGAAGACUGCCAUUAUUCCCACAUGUUUGACCCUAUUAUCGAUGAGGAGAGCCAGUUGUCGUGCGGAAAUCGAGAAUAUUUGGCGGGGAUUAUUCGAAUUGCGGAGACCAAAAUCCAAAUCAUGUGCUGCCGCCUCCGCAGUCGCGAAGAGUUCAACUGCAACGAGCAGGUGUUUAACAAACCGUUGGGCCCGACGAGGAGCACGAUUAUUGAAAAUGACAACAUGCUGAUCAACUCGAUCGCCGUUAAAGAUAUGCAAUAUCGUGUCCGAUUUUGCGAUUUUUCACCCAGGAGUAUUGAAGCCAUCUAUGAGGAUCUUCCUGCGAACAAGAAGAAGGAGUUUUUGGCUUCUACCACUGAGGCGUCGUUGAUUCAGCCGGCCGAAGAAUCCAACGAGCUCGGCGACAACAGCAACCAAGCCGUAGACUCUGAAAUUGAGGAUCUAGCGCCGACGACCCCGGUGACCACCACCACUCCUACGACUACUACCACUACUACUAGCAGACCAGAACCGACCACUACUAGUUCCCAGCCGACCCUGUUGCCAUCGUCGGGAAGCUCCACUGAGCCUAAGCUUACCCUUAUUCGGCUGAACAUGGAUGGAUCUUUUGCUGGAGCUGAGGAGAUUACGGCCAAGGAAUUCAUGGAAACCCCCAACCCGGCCCCCGAGCGAGAGCAAGCCAACUCGGCCUCAAAUUCUGUUGAAGACGAGCCGGUCUUAAAUCAAAACCAGAAGCCUGAACCCGUCGUCCCGAUGGUUGAGAUGUCAACGGAGCAACAAGAUUCGCAAGAGCAACCUCAAUUCGUGAAAGGACGCAAGUUUGGAAACCGUCCUCAUGCUCACGGACUUCGCUCUUUGCAUACCCAAGGAAAAGCCGUACCACCAAUGGUUUCUGAUAUUUUGAAGCGAAUCGAGUCCGCUUCCAGCGAGAAGGUGAAGACCGAGAUUUUCAAAGAGAGCAUCGCUCAACUCUUGGGGGAGAAGUUGCCGGAGUUUGAGCAAAUGUCUGCACCAAAGAGGGUGACGCCAACGACCACCACCACGACGCCAACGACGACGACAACCCCAACUACCACCCCGACAACUACGACAAGGACCACGACAACGACUACAAGGGCUACUACGACGACAACCGAGGCAACGACGACGACAAGGGCACCCACAACUACCACCACGACUACGACCAGGGCACCUACAACUACUACCACCACGACUACUACAGCCGAGCCGGAAACCACCGUCCCGCUCAAGGUGUUCAAGCGGCCGGAGUAUCAGGCGCCUGAAACCUCGGCUGAAGCUGGAAAGCAGAUCGUUGAUGUCUCCAAGAUCACCUUUGCCGAUAGCGACUUCCCACAACCACCCAGCAGUGCCGAGCAGGAAGUGGAGCAAACGACGGAGGCUGUGCACGUCCCCAUCCCAGCCGAACUUCCCCAAUCCGCCGACUUCAUCAUGCUGAAGUCGCUGAAGAAGGGCCCCAUCCGGCGGGCACCAAUUCGGGCAUUCCGCAAGCACGUUGAUUUGUGGUCCGAAGAAGGGGGCGAAGAGCCCGAUUUUGCGGAUAUUUUGGACGCGGAAACCCUGAAAUUGGAGAAGGAGGUGGAGAAAAAUAAGCAGAAGAAGAAGUUAUUGAAGAAACUGAUGGAAGCGCUAUCUCUCAGCGACAAUUCUGGUGAAGUUUUCGUCCCGGCAUCUACUGAAAAGAGCCAGGAGGAAAAGCCGAGGAGAAGAAAAAUCAUCCGUAAAAUCAUCCGCAAAAUCCGGAAAACCACCCCGACACCAACCACGACCACGGAACCGGAACCCGAGUACCUCGAUCCAGAGCACACAACAACGACUUCUUCACGAGAUGAUAUCGUCAAAAGUUACCAGGAGUUGAAGCUCAAGGAGAAUUCGAUCGUUUUCCAUACCGCUGAUAAUGCCAAGCAUAUCGAUGAGGAGACGGAGUACUCACCAUUUGACGACGAGGAGGCGGAUCAGCCAGCUCCGACUCGAAAACCCACGAUAGAGCUCGGAUUCCAACAGGACAUGGACGUGGAAGAAGCCGCUCGUCGUUUAACUGAGAAUAAACAUGAAAUCCGAAGAAUGCAGUCUACACAACAAAACGAAGAGAAACCGAGGGAAGAGACGGAACCCAGAAAACAACCCGUACGGACGACCACCGAAAAGGCUUCAGAGGGGAAGCCUUCAAAGGAGGAGCUGCAGUUUGAGAACCUGGUAUCGGACGAGCCGAUCCUAUUUCCGGAAUUUAAUGAGAAAGAUGGGGUGACGACUGCGACGAUGGAGAUGCCAAAGGAAGAAAUGACAACGACUACUCCCGUCCCAACGACAUCAACAAGGAGGUCAGCGCCUAAGAGGCUGAAAGAAGCUGCAAAACGGCAUACGACUCCCCAGCCGGACUAUCCGGACCUUCCGGAAGAGCUCGUCCCGAUGCAAGUCACCAAGAAGUACAAAUUCUACAAAAAGAAGCACCCUACUGAAUUCUACCCGACGGUUACAACCACUGAGCAUGCGACUACGGAAGCCACAACCACUGAAACCAGCUUCCCUGAACCCACAACUACAGAUGCCGAUUGGCUAGCCUGGCAGGCCGCCCAGACGACGAUGGUUGCGGAGACGACAACCGAAGAAUCCGACAACUACGAUUUUUCCAAAUACUUCCACACCCUGAGACCGAGGUUGCAGAAGCAGCAGAGAUAUUUAACGUUCUGCACGAAAGAUACGGCCCUUCGUGACCGUUCGAAUAUGGUAAUUGCGUGCGGAGACCAAGAUGGAGAGUGGUACCCCACUCGAUGCCCAGAGUCGGCCGGCUGCUUCGACUCCGAAGACGCCACCUACAAAAUCUGCUGCAACGUCUCAAACGGA